Vigna radiata var. radiata (mung bean) is the source of this 1069-nucleotide messenger RNA. RefSeq lists its product as uncharacterized. Bases 1 to 825 code for a protein of 274 amino acids. Gene Ontology annotation, cellular component: membrane. The record is from RefSeq and is a predicted model, not a curated record. The transcript has 5 exons. NCBI's taxonomy places the organism in Eukaryota, Viridiplantae, Streptophyta, Magnoliopsida, Fabales, Fabaceae.
AUGUUAGCCAGGUCACAACUGUUCGGCGCAACAAAAAGAGAAGUUGGAAAAGUUCGGAAGAGCGGAGGAAGAAGGAAGGGUUUGAAGCGUCUUCGAUCUCGGACCCUACACCCGAAACAAUAUUGGCUCCGAGUGCGACUUCCACCUCGCCUGCCAGCGCGUCGCCACUGGAGUGAAGAGCAAGCGGUGGCCGUUGGCGGUGAAAAAUCUCAGAUCUACAGAUCUGAAGGCCCCGCUUCCGCCCUUAAAGACCCCUCCUCCAUUCCCAACGUCUCUGAAGCCAUAGCCUCACUUAGCUCUACCGUAGAAGCCAACUCCUUAAGAGAGAAACGUCGUUGCUCCUUCGCGCCACGUCUUCACCGAGGCCAGUCGUCGGAGCCGCCUUGCUUACGUUGGAGGAAGUCACGCCGUGUACGACGGUUCGGCCUCUACCUUUGCUACCCUAACCUUCUCUCUUUUCUUUUUAAAACAAAACGCCCUAAAGCCCUAAGGUAUGUUGUUGUGACAGAAGCAAAUAAGGGAAUUGGAUUUGCAAUAUGUAAGCAAUUGGCUUCAAAUGGGUUCAUUGUGGUGUUCACAGCCAGAGAUGAGAAGAGGGGUGUUGAAGCUGUUGAGAAACUCAAAGAACUUGGUCUCCCUGGCCAUGUGGUUUUUCAUCAACUUGAUGUUAUUGAUCCGAAAAGUAUAACAUCGCUGGUAGAUUUCAUCAAAAACCAGUAUGGGAAACUGGAUAUCUUGAGAAAAGUGGUUGUUGGCUGUUGGCUUAACGAAAUUUGCAGAGGAAAAUUUGAUGUCUCAUUUGGCUGUUGGCUCCAUUUGACGUAGAUGAAGAAAGAGCAGAGGACAUUUCUGGAUAUGGCUUUUUUUAUUUCAGGCGUUCUGGCAUGUUUUGUAAAGAGGAAUUGAAGGAGAAAGUUUUCCUCUCUGGAUAUGGUUUUUGUUGUGUGUUCCUUGUAGUGUAGGUUGAAGGAAUGAAUUUGCUUGGAGGAAAAACUGUUUCUUUUUCUUUGUGUUAUAUGCUUAUGUUAUGUUAUGAAAGGAAUUGAAUAUGAUUCUAGCAUGGUGUUAA